Molecule: messenger RNA, 8584 nt
Organism: Drosophila biarmipes
Lineage: Eukaryota; Metazoa; Arthropoda; Insecta; Diptera; Drosophilidae
Gene: Zasp52
Product: PDZ and LIM domain protein Zasp
Exons: 15
Coding region: 409-7914 (2501 amino acids)
Biological process (GO): heart development; muscle structure development; actin cytoskeleton organization
Cellular component (GO): filamentous actin; Z disc; adherens junction
Molecular function (GO): muscle alpha-actinin binding; actin binding
Source: RefSeq, a predicted model, not a curated record
GGGUAUAAAUCAGCUGGUUAUACAAUCGAUUCGCAAGGAUCGCUGAUCAAUCCGAAUCCGAAUCCGAAUCCGAAUCUGCAUCUGAAUCACAGACACCCCCUUUCGCUUUCCGCCAAAAAUAGUGAGCUGUGUGAAUUUUGUGAAGGUUAACAACAAGUAAAGUACCUUACGAAACCAAAGACUCAUCGCGAAUAUAUUCGAUUGCUAAAUAAUUUUCUUGGCACGCCGAUCCAGGGAAUUUCUUUUGACGCAUAUAUUAGUUUUGUUGGCCAGAGCGCAGAUACAGAGGUACAGCGAUACCAAGAUACAGAUACGUCGUAGAUCUUCGGCUCGUUGAAAUUGAAUAAAAUUAUAUAGUCAAAAAGCGAGAAAAUUUUUAGAAACUUUUCAAGUCAGCGCUAAAAGAAGAUGGCCCAACCACAGCUGCUGCAAGUGAAAUUGUCACGUUUCGACGCCCAGCCCUGGGGAUUCCGCCUCCAGGGCGGCACGGACUUCGCCCAGCCCCUGCUGGUGCAAAAGGUGAACGCCGGCAGCUUGUCCGAGCAGGCUGGCCUGCAGCCCGGCGAUGCGGUGGUGAAGAUCAACGACGUGGAUGUCUUCAAUCUACGGCACAAGGAUGCCCAGGACAUUGUGGUGCGCUCCGGCAACAACUUUGUCAUCACAGUGCAGCGUGGCGGCUCCACCUGGAGGCCGCAUGUGACGCCCACGGGCAACGUGCCGCAGCCCAACUCGCCGUAUCUGCAGACGGUGACGAAGACCUCUCUGGCUCACAAACAACAGGACAGCCAGCACAUCGGCUGUGGCUACAACAACGCGGCCCGUCCCUUCGCCAACGGCGGCGAUGGCGGCGUGAAGAGCAUUGUCAAUAAACAAUACAACACCCCGGUUGGCAUUUACAGCGAGGAAUCUAUUGCGGAAACACUCUCGGCCCAGGCGGAGGUUUUGGCCGGCGGUGUGCUCGGCGUCAACUUCAAGAAGAACGAGAAGGAAUACCAGGGCGACCGCUCCGAGGUCUUGAAGUUCCUGCGCGAGGAGGAGUCCGGCCAGUCCACUCCAGAACCACACAGUCCGGCCAACUUCUACUGGACACAGAGCCACGCCAUUGGCGGCAACGAGCGACGCACUCCGCUGCACCACCAGCAUCAGCAGACUCAGCAGGAUGAGCGGAUCGGGGUGCCGCUGCAGGCGGGAACCCUGGCGCCGGCUGCCCCACACCGGCCCAGUUUGCCCGUGGCCCCCAAGGAUAAAGAGGAGCAGCUCAGACAGCAGCAGCAGCAGCAGCAGGAUCAGGAGCAGGCCGAUCCGCGCAUCAUUGUGCUGCCCAUCUGCCCGGGGCUCCAGGGGCCGGAGUACAAGGCCGAAAUGGAGGCGGCGGCGGCGGCCCUGGCCACCGACCAGGAUGGCCGACCACGUCCAUUGACCGCCAGCGGACAUCCGGCCUGCCAGCUGUGCGGCGUGGGCAUUGUUGGCGUGUUCGUGCGCAUCAAGGACAAGAAUCUGCACGUGGAGUGCUUCAAGUGUGCCACCUGCGGCACCUCGCUGAAGAACCAGGGCUACUACAACUUCAACAACAAGCUCUACUGCGACAUCCACGCCAAGCAGGCCGCCAUCAACAAUCCUCCCAGCGGCACCGAGGGCUACGUUCCCGUUCCCAUCAAGCCCAACACCAAGCUGAGUGCCUCCACCAUCUCGUCGGCCUUGAACUCGCACGGAUACGGUGGCAACUCGAACGGCUACUCCAAUGGGAACUCCGCCCCCGCCCCGGCACCGCCUGAGUCUGAGAGCAGCCAGGAGCUGCCCCUGCCACCGCCCCCCUCGCCCACCCAGCUGCUGCAGUACGAGGCGGAGCAGCAGCAGCAGCAGCAGCAGCAGCAAGUCUCCCCGGAGCAACACCUGUCCACCAGCCAGCAGCAGCAGCACAAGCAGGAGCACACACGCACCCACAGCAGCCUGUCAUCCAUCUCUAGUGGCUCCUCCUCCUCCGGGGUGGGCGGCAGCGGCAGUGGGAGUGGCAGUGGCGUGGGCCAGAGCCAGCAGAGCUACUCGUCCACCCUGUCCCUGGACCGCUUUGGCUCGCCACUGCACUCGCGCCAGACAUCCGGCUCCUCCACGUCGCUGGAAGUGUCGCUGGCUGCUCCGGCCGCUGGUCAGGGCGAUAAUUACACAAUGACGCCGCCCUCCCCGCCGCCACCGCCUCCUCCGCAGACGCAGCCCGUGACGAAUUACAGGCUGCAGGCGGCGCAGAAUGAGAACGACAUGAAUACGCAGAACAAGAGCCCCAAUGCGUACAACCAGCUGUUGAAAGAGUACUCCAACAAGCUGCAGCAGCAACACCACAGCACCACACCCACACAGCACACGACAGCAACACCAGCAACAGCAACACCUCCGCAGAGACACAACAACAACACGGCCAAGCCAUUUGCAGUGCAACAGGCAACAACACCACACCUGCAACACCCGCAACACCAGCAACAGCCGCUUGUGGCAGCGCUAACGGCGACACUUGCUAAUCAAUUGAAAUUUAACCCACAUCAGGUUGCAAGCCCCCAAGCAACAGUAGCAACAGCAGCUCCAGUAGCAACAUCGGCUGCAGCAGCAGCAACACCCCUAGCAGCAACUGCAACAGAUAGCCCAGCUGCAACAGCAACAUCUGACAAUAUGUCGGCCUACGUGGCGGAUGAGCCGUCCUCGAUUUAUGGCCAGAUUAACACCAGCUCGGGGGUCUCUGGGCCACCCCCUCCAUCCCAAUCCGGGGAUCAGCCCUUCGAGUACGUCACGCUGACGGGCAACGUCAUCCGCAGCGUGCAGCCCCCCGGAAAGGGGGCGGGCCCCAGCUACAAGGUGAACCAGGGCUACGCUCGACCCUUCGGCGCCGCCGCCCCCAAGUCGCCGGUGUCCUACCCGGUGCAGCAGCAGCAGCAGUCGCCGCGCCCCGCCCCCGGCGGCAACAACCCGUACGCCACGCUGCCCCGCAGCAAUGUUGGCCAACAAGGUGGAGAGGUUGUGGAGGAGCUGCAGCCGGAAUUCGAGGAGGAGGACUGCUUCGAGAUGGACAUCGAGGUGGCCCUGGCCGCCAGUCGGCAGUCACAGCGUGGCUCCAGUUUCACCUGGCCUCCGCCGCAGGAUGACAGCCACCUGGCGCCCACCGCCGCACCACUGUACAUCCCUCCGCCGGAGACGCAACACGUGGUGGUUACCAAUCCGGUGCAGCAAGUGCCUCCCUUACCACCUGGAGGAGCCACGGCUCGACUAGAUCCGCAGCCCCAGGUUGAAACUAGUGCACCAGGUGUUCCCCAGUGGCAGAGUUAUUCAGCCCCUCAGCUGUCCAACCGCCAGUUGGCGGAGCAGGAGUCCAGCUCGGAUAGCUAUACGUCCACCUCGACCACGACGACAACCACUUCGGAGGAGUAUCAGCGAAUGUAUGCUGCCCAGAUUCAGGCCUACCAAAUGCAGGAGCAGUCUGGCUCAGAGUUCGACUACCAGGUGGACUACGGCAGCACCCAGGACUCCAUUCAGGAGUCUGCCUCGGGCAGGAGAAGUGCCCAGGAGUGCGUGGACUCCCUGUCGGUGCCCCUGAGCACCUACAAGCUGGUCGACAUGGUAAGGGAGGUGACACCCAGUCCCGUGACCACGCCCACUCAAACUCCCGCUCCUGCUCCCUCCACUCGCCGCGUUGUGUUUAACGAUGAGCCCGAGAUCAAGGAGUUGCCCCAACUGUCCGGCGAACUGGAGACCAUUCCCGAGGCCUCAGAGGCAGUCGAGGAUCGGGAGGAUCGUGAGGGUCUCGUGAUUGAGCAGCGCUGCCAGAUUCUGGAGAGCGAACGCAAGUUCCAGCCCACACCCGAGAUCAAGAUCGAGAUUGCCCCGGUGCGCCAGAUACCGCCCACCAAGAUACCCAACCCAAUGCCCAAGGAGUGGAUCAACCCCAUGAUUCGAGUGUUGACCACAGCCCCGGAGGUUCCUUUCCACCUGGUGGAGUGUCCCUUUCCCCGUCCCUGCGGGGAUGACUUCGAAGCAGAAGCGGCGGCCGCUGAAGCCGCUCGAGCCCAAGAGGCUCCCGCUCUACCUCCUCCUCCUCCUCCACCACCAGCUCCAGUUGAGCCAUCUCCUGCUCCCUUGCGCGAAUCUCCUCCCCGGGGAACCCGUCUCAGCCAGGCUAUGGUCACGGCUCCCGAAUUCGAGCUAAAGUUCGCCCCUCCUGCUGACCAGGGUAUCCCUCUGCCGGAGGAGACCGAGCCCUACAUGCCACCACCCAUCGAAAUUAAACCCUAUCUGCGGGAGGAUUACCGACCCAAGUCGCCGUUUGUGAGUGCCCUGACCACCGCUCCCGAGCGUCCCUUCGAAGGUCACUUCGACAAAGAUGUUCCCAUCCACAUGAUCGACCUGCCCACCCCCAAGGAGCACCUGAGCAUGUGUGACGCCCUGUGCACCGCCCCGGAACGUGGUUACACCCCCCUGAACCCCGAAAAUGCCAUGCACCGCGUGGACGAGGAGCAGAAGCAGCAGGAACUCAAGAAGCAUGAAUUUCAGGUGCUGGACCACGAGGAGGAGCUGGGCAUCCGGCCUGAGCCACCGCAGUCGGUGGAGUACUACGAAACGCGGAAGGAUCAGCCCCGGAAGUCCUCUGCCUUUGCGGCCAUGCAAGCAUUCCAGCCAUCCCGAGAACCCCUGUCCUCCAACUCGGUUUCGAAUGCUGGAAGCGUGGUGGACACUCCCCGAGCCUCGAUCGUGUCCGCCCUCAAAGAGGAAACUGAUCUGGAGUACCAGAAGUACCUCAAGGCCCAGCAGCGAAAUCAGAAGAGACUGGACUACUUCCACCAGAAGGAGGAGGAGCUGUCGGGUCUCCAGGGCCAGCAGCUGACCCAGCUGCAGAGGGAGCUCUCGAACCAGCAGCAGAGCCUCCUCAGCCAACAGCAACUGCAGCAAUCCAAGUUGCUGCAACUGCAGCAGUGCGUCCAAAGCCAAGAGCUGCAGCAACAGGUGCAGCAACUCAGUCAGAAGUCGCAGCGGCAGGAGCAACAUGUCUUGACCCAGCAGCAGCAACCUCCGCAACAACAGCAGCAACACUCUCAAAUCACCCCAAGAACCCAACAGCAACAAGUGUCCCAACAACAACAGCAACCAGUAACCCAACAGCAACAUCGACACUCCCUGCUUUCGCAAACCGAGACCCAAACCCCUCAGGCCAACGCCCAAUCUCAGAGUUCCGCCUCCUACAGCUCCAAAGCGACUGCUUGCUCUAACUCCUCUUCCACAGUCCCACCUGCCACCUCAACCGCUUGUGCCCCAGCUCCAGUCCAAGCUCCAGCACCUGCUCCUGCUCCAGCUCCAGCUCCAACUCUAGCUCCUGUGAGCACACCUGUCCGCCCACCACCUAUCGCUGUACAAAGUAGCUACUGCAGCACCCAGUUUGACGCCCACGAACUGAUCGAGGAGACCGCCGAGGAGCUCGAGCACUCGGACGUUCUGUUCCCGCCGCCCUCCCCGCUGAGCCACCUGACCAAGCAGGGCAAAGCCGUACAGUCCGGCCUCCACAAGGCGGACAGCAUCCCCAAGUACCAGCGCAACUGGACGGUGCUGCCCACCCAGAGUCCCAUCCGCACUCCGGAGCCGCAGGAGUUGCGCGAGAAUGUGCCGCUGGCCUUCGUGGAUGCCCCCAAGGCGCCGGUCACCAGCGACUCCUCCACUGUACAUAAACCCAUAGCCAUAGCCCAGGCUGCCCCACCGACAACUGUGGUCGCUCCCUCCCGGGAAAGGGAGACCGUGAAGCCACGACCACAGCUGUCGGUGCCCAUUAUAGUCGAAGAUAGAUCGGGUCCAGUAACCAUGGCUUUCCAACCGCUAGACGAACUGGUGCGACCGGACCAGGCCCUUACGCCCACCAGGCCAUACACCCCGUCGCUGACCAACAAGCCGGCUCCGAUUGUACCCUUCUACCAGACGGAGGAGAAGCUGGUAUUCGAGGAGUGCGCCGCCUCGCAUGCCAGGAACUACAACGAGCUGUGUGCCUCGCCUUUUCCGGACAGGACACGUUCCCCAGCUCCGGGACCGCCACCGAAUCCGCUGAAUGCCAUUCGAGCUCCGAGGAUGAAGGAACCGGAACCAAAGUCGACCAUUCUGUCUGUGUCCGGAGCUCCACGCCUGCAGACGGGCUCCAUAACCACUGGCCAGAGCUACCAGGGUCAGCUUUUGGCCCACUCGGAACAGAGCUCGCAGUCGGCCAGCCAGAGCUUCAGCCAGCAGCCGGAAAGGAUCACGGAGCAGAGGGUGGGCAAUCUGAGCAUCCAGCAAAGGGAGCAGUCCUCCCAGUUGCAACAGCAAGCCCAGUCGCAGUCCCAGAGUCAAACACGCAGCCAGGUGGGCAACACCCAGAUCGAAAGGCGUCGCAAGGUUACCGAGGAGUUCGAACGCACCCAGAGUGCCAAGACCAUCGAGAUCCGUACUGGCUCCCAGUCGGUCACACAGUCGAGGGGUCAGUCCCAAGCUAUCAGUCAGAACCAUGCUCAAUCGCAAAACCAGUCGGACACAGAGCGUCGCUCCUCCUACGGCAAGACGGGAUUCGUGGCCAAUCAGGCCAAGCGUCUGUCCUGUUUGGAGCAGGAGAUCAGCAGCCUGACCAGCCAGUCCCAGGCCAUCAGUGCCCGGGCCUCUGCUCUCGGAGAGGGCUGCUUCCCCAACCUGAGAUCACCCACCUUUGACUCGAAGUUUCCACUCAAACCGGCGUCUGUGGAGUCCACAGUGCCCGGCUAUGGAGCAGCACCGGCAGCCACGGACAAGCUAACGGCACCUCCACCGGGAUUCCUUCAGCAGCAACAGCAGAGAUCCGCGUUCUCCGGCUACCAAGCCACCACCUCAGCGGUGCAGCAGAGCUCCUAUGCGAGCAGCUCGAAAGCCACCUCCUCAUCGCUCUCAUCCUCAUCAGCAUCUGCUUCAACAUCAGCAUCCGUCGCGAGAUCGUCGCAAAGUCUAACCCAAGCUUCUGCUAUUACUACCACCACUAAUAACCAGGCCACCAAGGCCUUCAGGAGCAGCAAUGGCAGCACCAUUAAUGCUAAUACGGCCUCACGGCCAUCCAUCGCUUCCAUCACAGCUCCAGGAUCAGCUCCUGCUCCAGCUGCAGUUAAAGCCACUGCUCCGUUGAAAGCUCCGAUUGCUCCAAAAUCGGUGAUAGCCAACGCCUUUAACGCUGCUGCUCCGCCUGCGCCUGCGCCCGCUGUCUUCCCGCCAGACUUGGGCGAUCUGAACCUGAACUCUAAUGUGGAUGAUUCUGCAGGUCCCGGUGCCGGAGGAAAGAGCGCAGGAGCCUUUGGAGCCACCUCGGCGCCCAAGAGGGGCAGGGGCAUCCUGAACAAGGCUGCUGGACCUGGAGUGCGCAUCCCACUGUGCAACAGCUGCAACGUGCAGAUCAGAGGACCCUUCAUCACGGCGUUGGGCCGCAUCUGGUGCCCGGAUCACUUCAUCUGCGUGAAUGGCAACUGCCGUCGUCCCCUGCAGGACAUUGGAUUCGUUGAGGAGAAGGGCGACCUGUACUGCGAGUACUGUUUCGAGAAGUACCUGGCUCCCACGUGCAGCAAGUGCGCCGGCAAGAUCAAGGGUGACUGUUUGAAUGCCAUUGGUAAGCACUUUCAUCCGGAGUGCUUCACCUGCGGCCAGUGCGGCAAGAUCUUUGGCAACAGGCCAUUCUUCCUGGAGGAUGGCAACGCGUACUGCGAGGCCGACUGGAACGAGCUGUUCACCACCAAGUGCUUCGCCUGCGGCUUCCCCGUGGAAGCUGGCGACAGAUGGGUGGAGGCCCUGAACCACAACUACCAUAGCCAAUGCUUCAACUGCACGUUCUGCAAACAGAACCUGGAGGGCCAGAGCUUCUACAACAAGGGCGGACGUCCCUUCUGCAAGAAUCACGCGCGCUAAGCCGCCGACCAGAUGAUUUUGUUCGACUUCAGGGAUCACGCACACUAACCAACACAAACAACUAUCUAUCACAAUCCUCGGAUUACUUGGAUAUGGGGGCUCGCUCCCAACUCGUAUCUAAUGCUUAUUAUUGCAAUUGUCAGAGUGAAUAAUGCGUAACUAUUAUUAUUUCUAUUUGUUUUUGAAUUGUGCCCACAAAUGUUAUCCUAAUUUUAAAUGAUGAACGAAUCACUCUAAAUCAAAAACCUAAAAACGUAGCUGCAAACGACACGAAAUCGAAUUACAUAGCUAGCAAAUGAUAUGCCCCACACAAACCAUACACACACCAUUAUUAUUUAUUCAAACAUUGUAAUCGUAUAAUCAUAGCCGAACUACCGAUCCCACACGCUAAAAUGUAUGUACUGUGGCCAGAGUUAAUUUACUUAGUUGAGCCUGAAAACUGUUGAUCAACCCGCCAGCACAAGCUAACAAACCGCGCGAGGGGAUUUCGACUUCCCAACUCAAUUCGGCGACGCAUUCGGAAGAGUCUGAAAAGCCAUACAAACGAGGUUGUCAGCAGGCAGUUGCUACUUUACUUCUAAAUUUAUGUUGUAAAUUAUACAUAAUUCGAUUGUAAAUUGUAAAUGAUCAUCGGCAAGUGAAUAAAUUUCGAAAUCUUUUUCGCGUUUAA